Molecule: messenger RNA, 515 nt
Organism: Mollisia scopiformis
Lineage: Eukaryota; Fungi; Ascomycota; Leotiomycetes; Helotiales; Mollisiaceae
Exons: 3
Coding region: 48-515 (155 amino acids)
Source: RefSeq, a predicted model, not a curated record
GGGGCGUUGAUGUGCUGGUUAAUAACGCGGGGUAUAUUGAGGCGGGGAUGGUUGAGGAGAUUAGUGCAGAAAGAUACAUCAAACAACUCAACACGAACCUCUUGGGCGUAAUCAACGUGACACGCGCCCUCAUGCCGCAUUUUCGGGCGCGGAAGGCCGGUGUGGUGGUGUUUAUCGGGUCUUCGGGCGGGAUAGCGGGGGAGCCUGGGGCGGGGGCUUAUUGUGCGAGUAAAUUUGCUUUGGAAGCGGGUUUGUGGAGCAAGAUGAACGGCAAUCAACCCGGCGAUCCGCAGAAAGCUGUUAACAUGAUGAUCGAUGUGGUGAAAGGCGAGGGCGUGACCGAGGGGAAGGAGAUGCCGGAUCGGUUGCCGCUGGGGAGGGAUGUGUUGGGGAAGAUUAGGGAGAGGUAUCAGAGGCAUUUGGAGGUUUGUGAGGAGUGGGAGGGGGUUAUUUGUAGUACUGAUUUUGAGGGGGAGGAGAGGGGGGAUGUGAGGACGGUGGUUGUUGGCGAGUGA